Molecule: messenger RNA, 1728 nt
Organism: Oikopleura dioica
Lineage: Eukaryota; Metazoa; Chordata; Appendicularia; Copelata; Oikopleuridae
Source: the annotation of a GenBank genome assembly
AUGGCACGUUGGAAACUUGAAGGAGAGUCGGAUUAUGUGCCGCAUCAUGUUUUCCGACCACAGAAUCUCAGAAAACAAGAUCCAGUAAACGGAAACUGGAUCAUCAACUUGUCAAAAGAACACAGCAAAAAACACAAUCGAAACAAGAAUCUUCACCAGGAAGGUCUUCCCGCUCCAAAACAAAAUGACGAAAUCAAGACGAAUAUUUUAACCCUAAAAGAGCUUCUGCGAAAUCAUGGCUGGCCGGAAGCACAUUUACUCACGAAAGCGCGGCUUUUUGGCGGCUGUUAUACAGAUGUUCUUUCAGAAGAAAUGAAAGAUAUAAACCUGGUAACGCUGGAUGUCACAGAAAACUACCUGAACCUAGAUCAGUUACAGUGUUUCUCCAAAAACUUGGAAAUCCUUGAGAUGAGCUACAACAGUAUAUUUCGAAUUCGCUUGCCCGACCCGGAAGUCUACAAAAACCUGAUAUUUAUGGACUUGAGUUUUAACAAGCUAAAUGGCGAUUGCUUGGCUAGCCUUGGAAAGCUAAAAAGCCUUCAAGUCCUAAAUCUGAGCGGAAAUCAAAUCGGAGAAAUAACAAUCGAAGAUGGCGCAUUUACAAAACUAAGAAGUCUUCUCCUAUCAACGAAUUCGCUUCAAUCACAGUGUUUCCAUCAACUACAGUACAUUCCGUCGCUACAAGAGCUCUAUCUGAAUGAAAACCACAUCGAGGAGAUUCCCGUUGUCGGUUCAGAAACUGGACACUUGAUUUUAAAGCACUUGAAGCUGCUCGAUUUAUCCUCCAAUCCUAUCAAGACAGAAGAAUCGCUUCUUCCGGCGGCGAGUAUGCCCUCACUUCAGCGGCUGAUUAUAUCGAAUACGAUUCUUACGCAAUCUGUAAAAGGCGAUCCUCCACUUUUGAAAGAGUAUCUGACCCAGCGACACGGGAUGGCCAUCCAGAGACAAGCUACAGAGCCGCCAAAGAAGACGCCAAUUGUCAUUCAGCAUCCAAUUAUUAUUCAAGAGUUCGAGCCGAAAGUAAAGAAGUCUACAGUCGAUCAACGAAUAAAAGCAUACCGAGAAGAACAAGCAGCAAUCAAGCACAAGGAACAACUCGCGAUUCAAAACUCCAAAAGUCAACUCCAGUCACUCGAAAAAGAAAAAGACAUCUCCAUAGACCAAAAAGACCCAACAGAAAUGCCUCAAGAUUCAUUCUUCCUCACACAAAAUCUCGACGAAGAACCACCCGUCCAAGAAAAAGAGAAGAAUGAAAACGAGCCGGAGCCGACUUAUGAGUCCGAGUUGUCGAAGAUCACUGCGUUGGCGAUGCGCGAAGCGGAGCUUGAUCUGGAGCAAGAAUUGACGCCCAUCGAGAAAAUUCUAGAGCUGACAGAAGAUGAAAAGGUCGAGUACUCCUACAACGUCGAGCCGCUUUCCCAGACCGCCGCUUACAAUCAGCUCCGAGCCUUGCUAAUCGCUCCAUCAACAAAGACGUCGAUAAAAAUGCAAGAAAAAUGGCGCUACGAGGAUCGUCAAAAGAAGCUCGAUGAAAAACUGCACCGCAUCAAGAACAGAAGACCCUUCGCGAUGGAAGAAAUGAUCGAGCUUUUGGAACAUGAUGAUGACUCGACGAGAGAGCAAGCUGAAAUGCUCUAUUUCGACUUGAAAUCAAAAGUGGAACAAGUUCGGAUCAAUGCCAUCAAAGACGCUCGAGCUCUUCAAGGUCAGCCGGAAGAAGAACUGUAA